Molecule: messenger RNA, 4425 nt
Organism: Talaromyces proteolyticus
Lineage: Eukaryota; Fungi; Ascomycota; Eurotiomycetes; Eurotiales; Trichocomaceae
Exons: 3
Coding region: 1-4425 (1474 amino acids)
Biological process (GO): nucleoside metabolic process
Molecular function (GO): catalytic activity; ADP binding; protein binding
Source: RefSeq, a predicted model, not a curated record
AUGGCCCGAAAGCCCCGGCGUCGAGACUACGAUGUCGGCAUUAUCUGCGCAUUAUCUAUAGAAAGCGCCGCUAUUGUUGCAAUGUUGGAUGAGGAAUAUACACCAUUAAAAAAGCUAUAUGGCGACUAUAAUGAUUAUACCUUCGGUCGCAUCGGUAAUCACAAGGUCGUUUUAGGCCAGCUUCCAGCAGGUAUUACGGGUAAUGUUCCUGCCGCCAUUACUGCGAACAACAUGCGACGAAGUUUCCCGGAGAUGCGAAUAGGACUCAUGAUUGGAAUUGGUGGGGGUGUCUGGAGCGAGGAACAUGAUAUUCGACUUGGGGAUGUUGUGGUCAGUCAGCCUGACGGAAAACAUGGUGGUGUAGUGCAGUGGGAUAAGGGCAAGACUAAACAGGGUGGACAAUUUAUUCGGACUGGCUGUUUGGAUAAGCCACCAUCGAAUUUGCUCCAAGCAUUGAAAGCACUGGAAGAACAAGAUAAAACGGAUCGGGUAGACCUCCAAGAAUGUCUCGAUUUAAUGGUAACAACGAAGCCACGGAUGGGUGAAAGUUUUCGACACCCAGGUCUACAUAACGAUCAGUUAUUCGAGGCUGAUUAUGACCACAAUGAAGCCGGUGAUACAUGUGAAGAGUGUGACCCAACAAAGCUUAAGACACGACCAAGCCGCAAUGAUACCGCACCCAAAAUUCACUAUGGUAACAUUGCUUCCGGAAAUCGGGUCAUGAAACAUGGAGUCACUCGAGAUGCCAUUGCCAAAGAAGAAGGAAUACUAUGCUUUGAGAUGGAAGCGGCUGGGCUAAUGGACAUAUUUCCAUGUCUUGUGAUUAGAGGUAUCUGUGAUUAUGCAGAUUCUCACAAGAAUGACCGAUGGCAGAGAUACGCGGCAGCAACAGCGGCAGCAGUUGCAAGAAGGCUUCUUCUCGAUUUCAUAGAUAAACAAGACGUGGCUGUGCUAAAAUCAUCUCGUCGCGAUGACCAAUUUUCACGGCUCGAGCCGCAACUUUUCCACAUCUCCAAGCUUGCCCUCUACGGUCUCGGUGGGAUUGGGAAGACUCAAAUCGUACUCGAACUUGCUUACCGUACUAGGGACCAGUAUCCUGAUUGCUCUAUCUUUUGGAUUCCUUCGGCGAGUAAGGAAAGCUUUGCACAAGCGUACAAAAAAAUAUUUCAGGAGUUAUCGUUGACGUCAACUGGGACUGACGAAACAACUGAGAUGCUUGCUGUGAAGGAGCACUUCAGUAGUGAAGAAUCGGGCCAGUGUCUAAUGAUUUUUGAUAAUGCUGAUGAUCCUGAUCUUUGGUGCAACAGAUCUGAGGGAUCCUCGCUUCGACAUUACGUACCUCGCAGCAGCAACAACUGUGCCGUCUUGACCACUCGGAAUGAACAGGUGGCGAUCGACUUUGCUCGCAAUAACACUAUUGAAGUCACACAAAUGAACGAGGAAACUGCAACAAAGAUGUUGCGAAAAGUUCUCAAUCAGGAUCAUUUCCUCGAUGAUCAUGAGAGCGCCUCUCGUUUACUAGAACAAUUAUGCUUUCUUCCUUUAGCGAUCGCUCAAGCAGCAGCAUAUAUUAACAUGAAUCAUCAUUCAGUGGAUAUAUCCCAAUACCUUUCCAUCCUAGAAAUGACUGGAGAAGAUCAAGUCGAAUUACUGAGCAGGGACUUUAAUGAUGAUGCAAGAUAUGCUCAUCAAAAGAACCCGAUUGUUACUACAUGGUUGGUUUCCUUUGAGCAAAUCCGCGAACAAAAGCCACUAGCAGCCGACUAUCUAGCUCAUAUGUGCUUCUUUGAGCCAAAGAAUAUACCUCUUUCACUUCUCCCCCCUGCACCAACAAAAAUGAAGCAUCUCGAAGCUAUCGCAUGUCUUCACAACUACUCUUUCAUCAGUAAGCGCACAAACGAGAUCAUUGAUAUGCAUCGACUCGUCCACUUAACCAUGCGGAAUUGGCUGAAUAAGAAUAAGAGCUACGAUACACGUAUACAGCAGGUAGUUGGAGAACUGCUUCGUGUGCUUAUUUCUGUUGAUUAUGAGAACAGAGCGCAGUGGAGGAUUUAUCUUCCCCAUAUCGGCCAUGCGCUUCGUCUUCACCAAAAUCCAGAAGACAAAACAAAGUUAACUUUGCUCAACUAUUACGGCAUACGAUUGAGCGACGAUGGUCGGCACGCAGAGGCACAAGAAUGCUUGAGACAAGUGGUGAAGAUUAGAACGCGCAUACUAGGUGAAGAGAGUUAUUUGACUAUUAUCAGUAUAGCUAGUUUAGCAGGAAGUAUAUAUUGUGCAAGGCAAUUUAGCGAGGCAUACGAUCUAUCCCAAAAGGUCGUACAGAUAUCAUCGAAAGUUCUCGGCACGACAGCAAUGGAAACGUUAGAGGCGUUGGAGUUGCAAGCAGCUGCCUGCGCCGCACAGACACACUGGAACCGGACUAAGCAGCAUUUCUCAAGUAUCAUAAUAAUAAAAGAGCAAACCCUUGGCCCAGGGCAUUCAGACACGUUGGAGAGUAAGAGAAGACUAUCAAGAGUACUCCAGAACCAACAGGAAUGGGAUGAGGCUGAGAGGGUACUACUGGAAAUACUUGAGGUACAAAAAGGAAUCUCAGGUGAAAGAGAAAACUCCGCUGUGGACGAUAAAGAAGCACUUGCAGGUAUUUAUUGGCAUCAAGAGAAGGUGGAAGAGGCAGAAAAACUACAGAAGGAAGUAGUUGAGACAAGAUCGAGAACGAUGGGCAUGGAUAAUAACACACUGGCGAGUAUGGCGCAUCUAGCCUCACAACUCCGGAAGCAGGGACGAGUACAAGAGGCAGAUGAAUGGCAGAAAGCGAUAGCACAGGCGGAUCAGAUUUUACCGCAUCAAGGAAGCUUAAACGACAGAGAAAGGCUAGAGUCAAUGAUAACACUGGCAGGAAAGUUCUGCAGGCAAAAUCGAUGGAAAGAGGCCGAAGAAGAGUACAAGUGUGUGGUUCAGGAAUCCUCAAGGAUGUAUGGCGAGGAAGACCAUGAAACAUUGUAUUUCAAAGCUGCACUUGGAUGGUCAAUCUUCUACCAAGGUCAAUUGGAAAGAGCGGAAGAGUAUUUUAUGGACCUCAUGCAAACGGCAACGGCUGUGCUCGGCAAAGAGCACGUCGUCACUUUGAGUUCGAAGAUGCGCUUGGCCUUCGUUUACUUUGACCAGCUACGAUUUGAAACAGCAAGUUCGCUGCUCUUAGAAAUGCGAAAAGAUAGUAUGGAGGAUGACCCUUUCACACUUAUUGCAAUGCGAUUACUGGUGAGGAGUUUCACGGCUCAAGGAAAAAUUGACGAGGCAGUUCGAAUUCAAGAGGAACUGGUGGAGAAAUACAGGAAAUCUAUGGGUUAUGACCAUCCUAGCACACUAUCAGAAAUGCGCAUGUUGGCAGGAAAGUAUCAUGAAACUGGGCGAUCUGAAGACGCAUACAAAGUCGAGGAAAACUAUGGGCGAUCAUCAUCCGAAUACACUGUCUCUCACAGGCUCUAUAGCUACGCAAUGGCACGAUCACGGGUUUUGCGAAAAAGAAAAGGCACUCCGUAUACAACAAACGGAGAGGAACAUCCAGAUACUCUCUCCACAAUGAAGUCUCUGGCAGAGUUCUAUCAUGAACAUGAAGAAUAUGAAGAAGCAGAAGCUCACCACUUGUUGGUUGUGGAAGUCACAAGAAACCUCAAAGGCGAUCAGCAUCGCGACACAGUGUCCAGCAAGGCUCUUCUUGCCCACACGUACGGAUGCCUACAGCAACAGGAGAAGGAAGAGUCAUUACUAAUACAGUUGGUAGAAGACAGUCGAAAACAUUUCGGCCCCGGGGAUCCAGAUACACUAUCUAGAGUCACAGAGCUGUCAAGGGUGAUCUAUAACCAGAAGCGGUUCAAGGAGGCAGAAGAUUCGUGUGUACAGGCAAUAGAAGAAAGCAAAAACGCCAUCAACCCAGAAAAUCAGGUAAAACUUUCGCUCAUGAAUCAACUGGGGUGGAUGUACCAGGAACAGGGACACUUUGAAAAAGCAGAGAAGCUAUUCGGGACGAUAGUACCUUCAGAUAAAGAAGCUCUAAACCUCAAUAAUCUACAAACUUGGGAGAGCAUGUUCAAUCUGGGAAUUACGUUCCAUGACCAAGGGAAGUUAAAAGAAGCAGAGGAGCAAUUUACGCCCCUCUUGCAGAAGAUAAUUGAAGGAGGCGCUGGCGCUGGCGCAAACCAUGAAAUCGUACAGUAUUUGGUCACUUUUCUUAUUAACAUACAACGCAAACAAGGGCGAUAUGAGGAAGCAUCAGAGUUGGCUUCUAAAUAUAAUUACAAAGAAGUGGGUGCGAAUUCAAGUGAUGGAUCAACAGCAGAUGACGAGAUAACACAGAAAAAGAGUCAUGAACAUACCGAGGAGAAGCUUUCUCUUAAAGGAAAAGAAAAGCUAGCAGAUAUUUAG